GCAGUGGCCGCGCCGCUGUCGCCAGGCGUCGUCCCCCUGCGCCGCUCCGCCCGGUGGCCGGCUGAGGCUGCGGCCCCGGGCUCUGCGGCUCCGGCUCCGGCUUCGGCUCCUUCCGCGGCGAAGCCGUGUGCCGCCGCAGCCAUGUCCCGAAAGCAAGCGGCGAAGAGCCGGCCGGGCAGCGGCGGCCGCAGAGCCGAGGCGGAGCGUAAGCGGGACGAGCGGGCGGCGCGCCGGGCGCUGGCCAAGGAGCGGCGGAACCGGCCCGAUCCUGGCGGCAGCGGCUGCGAAGAAGAGUUUGUGAGCUUCGCCAACCAACUGCAGGCCCUGGGGCUGAAGCUGCGGGAGGUGCCGGGGGACGGCAAUUGCCUGUUCCGGGCUCUGGGCGACCAGUUGGAGGGCCACUCUCGGAACCAUCUCAAGCAUCGCCAGGAGACCGUGGACUACAUGAUAAGGCAGCGGGAGGACUUUGAGCCCUUCGUGGAAGAUGACAUUCCCUUUGAGAAGCACGUGGCCAGUUUGUCAAAGCCUGGUACUUUUGCUGGCAAUGAUGCAAUUGUAGCCUUUGCAAGAAACCAUCAAUUGAAUGUGGUGAUCCAUCAGCUUAAUGCCCCUUUGUGGCAGAUUCGAGGCACGGACAAAGGCAGCACGAGGGAGCUCCACAUCGCCUACCGCUACGGUGAACACUAUGACAGCGUCCGGAGGAUCAAUGACAACUCGGAAGCGCCAGCUCAUCUCCUAACCGACGUGAGUGAAGCCCAGCUCCUCCUGCUUUCAGGCCUGCAGGAGACAGGGGCAGAGCUGUGUCCUCAGCUAAGUCCCAGCGGCCCGCUGUUGUCACUGCCUCUCAGGGAGCCGGCGAUCCAAUCGAUUGCUAAAGCAGUGCAGUUCCAGAUGCUUCAUCAAGACGGAGCAAAUAAAAAAGAGAAGAUGAAGACAAAAGGGGUGGACGUUAAAGAUGGCCUGAGAGAUGACGUGGAAGAUGCUGUCCACAAAGUUGGCAGUGCAACUGGAUGCACGGAUUUUAAUUUAAUAGUCCAGAACCUGGAAGCUGAAAAUUACAACAUUAAGUCUGCAAUAACUGCCCUGCUUCAGGUGAACCAGGGGACAGGAAACGAUGCGGAGGAGAACCAUGAGCCUGGUGACAGAGUGAAGCAGCGGGGCCCUUCACGUGAGGAGGCAGGCAGCGGCCGUAGACUCUCUGGAAAUCAGGGCAGAAAUGAAGGCAGGAUGGAGACCAGUGAGGCUCGGGCCAGCCCUGCUGAAGAGAGCAAAGCACACAAGAGCCAGCUCCCAAAGGUCACAAACAAGCAGCGGCGGGAACAACAGCGGCUGGAGAAGAAGAAACGCCAGGAGGAGAGGCACCGCCUCAAAGCCCUGGAGAACAGAAACGGCAGCAGGGACACGGGCAGAAGCGAGGCAGACAUGAAUACGCAGGUCACCUUGGUGAAGACCUUCGCUGCUCUGAACAUCUGACUCUCGGGCCCUGAGAGGUGAAGGAUGUACCUACGCUGCAGACAAGGCUUCCCAGCCACACCUCCUCCGAGGAUGAGACAACUCUCAGCGCCCACACAGGAGCCCACAGGAGCCAGUGUCCUUCAAGCUGUUUUGUUGUGUGACGGUGUGGUGACACCAUUCACCUCCUAGAACUCAAAACACUGAGCCAUAGGCUGGUCACAGAGCGGGGCCAUAGGCCAGUCACGGGGCAGGGGCUUUGUGUGCCCUGUGGGUCAGAGUGUGGUGGGUCUAGGCUCUUCCUGGAUGCAUGGGGUGGGUUCCUUGUACCGAUUCUUGAAGUCGCUCAGCACAAUCAUUAGAGACCUUCAGUGACAAUGCCCUCUGUUUCUCUCUCAUUUCCAAGCAGGAUGAGCGUCUUGGUUUCUCAGCUCAGGAGUGUGUUGGGGUUUGAUUGCUUCUGAUACGGGUCACCCGGACACAUCAGUGGUAGGACAGGACCAGUAGCUCCCAGCAGCCAGGGAGGCCAAGGCCAUCUCCUUCCUCCUGUCUCUGGUUCCUUUCAGAGAGUGUGGGUGCCCCUCCCCUCUCACCAUGUGGUGCAUGUGCCUGGCUAUGGGUGAGAGCUGGGUUUGCCGGGAGCUGCACAGUGCAGGGGACUUUAGGACAGUGAGGAGAAGGGGUGGCAUUGCUAUGGCUCAUCUCUGAGCUCAGAAAUACAGGCUGGGUCUAUAUGCAGGCGGGGCUGGGGCUCUUGGGUUCUCCUUGGAACAAUCUAAAGACAGCAGUCUACAGGAGUAAGGGUUCCAUGCUUGAAUUUUAAGUCACUGUAUUUUUCUUUUUGCUAUGCUAGACUCAGAAAGACGCCUACAGAGAAAUGACUGGUUGUUUGCUCUUACAGGUUGUAAACUUUCUUAACAUGAAAACGGAAUGAAGUCCCAUAACAUAGAUUGGCAUGCUGGCUAUAAGCCAAGCCUGUAACCCCGGCACUGACGCAGAGGCAGGAAGCCUGGGCUACGUGCUGAGUUCCAGGCUAGCUAGGGAAGGUCCCGUUUCACUCCCCACAUAUGAGGGGGGGGGGAAUGUUACAAACAGGUUUGUUUUAAGGUAAACCUUAUUUGGGAUUUCAGUACUGGGGAAAGUAUAGCAGUGGCUGGCGAGGCUGCCUGUGGCUAAGCUAGAUGGCAGGGUUGAGGGCCUGAGAGGACCUGCCCCGCCGGAGGUGCCAUUCCACAGACUAGGUUAUGUGGACAUUAAACUGUCACGUGUCGUGUGAACAACGACGACUAAGUCAGUGCCCUCCGGGAAUCUAGUAUUUGAACUAGUCCUGUAUACUGGGUCAAAAGAUAAAUGAUUUCUUCUCACUAAAGGCAAAACAGAAAUUACAAAAGCAUCUAGAUGUAGACGCCGCUGUCUGGGCAGGUCUCAGGGAGGCCCGUCGACUGAUCAGCAGGCUGCUAGCUUCUUCAGGGUAAGGAUGGCCUCUGAUUGUCCGUUUGUUCAGCUUUGGAACUCUGUGUUUGGAACACCCAAAGUCUCCUGGACUCCCCCAGGACGCUGCGUUGUUCCUGCCUACAGUAUAGGACAUUGCAACGCUGUGCAGAUUUGUAGAUGGCAUGGUCAGUCCCAACAAGUAAGGGAGGGUGGUGGCCGCUGUGCUCUGAGGGAUGGGAGCCAGUGUUUCCUGGGGUCACCCGGGCAGGGUCUGAAUGAAAGCUCUCUGCUCCCAGCUUUGUACUGCCUGACGUCAGAACGCCAGGUCCUCGCUGAAAGGUCAGGGCUGUUACCAAAACCUCAGGAUUGGAAGUCCACAGUGGCAGGCCUGGGUAGCGUGCUCGCUGGUGGAGUGCUUGUCUAGAGUGUGGGAAGCCUGGGUUCCGUCCCCAGCACUUUAAAAUCCAAGCUGUGGGCAGCUCUCAGCAGCCCGAGUGGUGCCUUCUCCGAGCUGCUGUGCUGUGUGCCUGGCAGAGGAAGCUGCCUUGGGUUUCCUGGGUAUCAGAGUCAUCAAAGAGCGCCUCUCUUUACAAAUUUGCAUUUAGUUCUGGGUUACUGGCAGUAGCCUCUGCUUUCUGGAACACAGUAGCACUUACUUCAAAACAAGUUUGUCUUGUCACCGUCCAGCUUUCCAGUUUCAGUUGGUUGACUUAGUGUGCUGAUUAUUGGAAAUGGGGUCCCUGCUACCAGCUCAGGCUCAGAAUGUGGGUUCCACUACCUCAGUCUCUCAGAGGGAAAGGUAGAGGGUGGUCUGUCGCAUCACCACAUUAGUGGGUACCUGACAGUUACCUCAUUGGCAGCCAAGGUGAGGCCCAGUGCGUUGAGCUUUGGGACAAUGAUGGUUGGCACUGUUCCUCCAGUCUCAGAGAAGCUGUCCUGGGAAGGGAACCUGUCAGCCUCCUGGCUGUGUCCCGGCUGCUACCCGAGAAUGUCAUGGUAGCUCACAAGGUGGCCACAAAGAAAAGCCAUGGUGCUUCGUAGCAGCUCCCAGGCCUUGAUACUGUGUAGGGAGGUUUGCUAGGUUUUCAGAAUAAUUUAAGGUUAAAGUUAAAGAAAAAAUUGAUGGCAGCACGUUUGUAUUGUAGGGAGAUGAGUUAGCACAGGCUAGACUUGUAGAUAGCGCAGCCCACCAGGAGUUAUCACCGGGGAUACAGACCUUCCUUCAGUUCUCAGCAAGAACAUCUACCUUGGAGUGACGUGUGGCCAGGGACUGUGGUAACAAGAAGCAGCUUUGGGGGUGUAUCAGCUUGCAUGUGGUUUCUUCCAUAAGCUCUGAGAACACCUCGGACCAUAUCGGGAUUGUGAAAGUGAAGAGGGCUGACCUGGCAGGGCACCUGGGGUGGGGAUCAGUGGGGAACCUUCCUGUAGCUCUGGCACAGUUCCCACUUCCCUGGGGAACGGAGCAAUAUGUCCUUCGGUGGCAGGGCUGGAGGCAGUGGCUCAGGUUACCAGGUGGUGUCAGGUGGACUUGGCCUGUGCACUGCGGCCCAGAGUGAGCUCCCCCCCCCCCCCAGUCUCUCAUGUUCUGAGGAAUUACUGUCUGCCUGGGUUUUACCAGGAUAACAUAGAGUGCCCUUAUUUUACCUCUGAAACAAUCAGCUCGGGCAUCCAGCUGGGUAGAGGAAACCCGAAUCCCCAGGCAGAGGGUGUGAGCAAAGCCAGGAGGCACCUCCCAGAGCCGUGGCCUUCAUGGCCCUCCUGGACCCGUCUCCAGCCCCAGCAUCAGCUUCUUACCUCUAGGCCCAGGUCAGGUGCAGGGCUUCAGUUGUCUCUCUCAGGUUGGGGAGUGCUCACACAGUGCUGUCCCGAGCAGACCAGACCCAGAGGCACCGUCCUUGUUGUUGUUGUUGUUGUUUCUCUGUGUAGCCCUGUCUGUCCUGGAACUCGCUCUGUAGACCAGGCUAUCCUCAAACUCAGAGAUCCGCCUGCCUCUGCCUCUUGUGAGCGCCAGGAUCAAAGGUGUGCAUGGGUUACCACGCCUGGCCCCAAGAGGCACUUUGACAGGAACGUCCCCCACGUCCUUACACGUCCGCUGUUCCACCACCAUCCUUGUGUGUGCUAAGGUUCUAACAGUUGACUGCUGGGCCCAGUUGGUGGUUUCUGCUGAGGGGAGGAAGGGAGGGAGGGAGGGAGAGAGGCAACCAGUGUCCCUUUGUUGUAAGUGGGAGCGCAAUGUGUGACUCCCUGCACUUUGAGGCUGGGCUCAGAGAGCUCUGUCCCAGGUCAAGUUCUGACAGUUCAUUCAGUCUGUUUCUCUCUAGAGUCUCAGUUCAGUAAGUCAGUUGAAAUGGUGACUCUCCUCACAGUUACUGGAGAAGGCUGGUAGCCGUGCGGAGGAUGCUGUCCCUGCAUACAGUUGCACACUUGCACAAUGAGUUUAUGGUAAGCGGGGCGUACCUGCAGGCCAGGGCUCCUUUGCUGCGUCCCGAACAUAGGAGGAACCUUUGGGUCUGGCUCUGAGCCUGCACAUGAGCAUCCUGCAGGCCCCUGUUUCAGCACCAGGGCAGUCACUGAAGUUCUUCAGCCCUCUGACAGAGCUCUGUUGAAACCUGAGCCCUGCUGAGGUGGGGCUCUUCUUGUCUUCCUGUUCUUGGGGGCUCAUUUUUUCCAUAGCGGCCUCCCUACCAGCAUCCCUUACUAGCACUAAGCUCAGGGAAGGGAGACGAGCCUGCAGUCAGGCUCAGCACCCCACACCCCGCUCCCUUCCUGGUCACAGGGAUGGAUGGAUGGAUGGAUGGAUGGAUGGAUGGAUGGAUGGAUGGAUGGAUGGAUGGAUGGAUGGAUGGAUGGAGUGAGUGCCCAUCCCCCCAGGAAGAGGGCCAGUGUGUCUGCCUUCUCUCUUUUCCUAAUUGCACUAUGCUUGUUCUGGCUUCAGUCUAGAGGUGUCUGAGGUCUCCAUGGGAUCAUGACCCUUAGACUCAGCAAGUCUGCCUUAGCUCUAGAGCGUAGUGGUGAGGAAUCACCAUUUCCUGGUGUCUCGAGCCCAUUUCCCUCAGGCCAUCUCUCUCCACAGCGUGCGUUCAUCUGAAUCAUUUACUCUUUAUUUUCUGAAGUACUGUACUUGGCUAUCUGCACUGUUUUAAGAACCAAAUGUUUUUGUGUUUUUAAUCCUCAACACUUGGUGCAAUAGAAGCCGCAAAGACGUGCCACUUUAUCUCUGGAACUGAUUUUGUAUACCAAUAAAUUCUAGUUUAAAAGCAAA
Mus musculus (house mouse) is the source of this 6148-nucleotide messenger RNA. It is a transcript of the gene Otud3, whose product is annotated as OTU domain containing 3. Gene Ontology annotation, biological process: cellular response to nutrient levels; protein K6-linked deubiquitination; protein K11-linked deubiquitination. NCBI's taxonomy places the organism in Eukaryota, Metazoa, Chordata, Mammalia, Rodentia, Muridae. The record is from RefSeq and is marked validated. Bases 142 to 1473 code for a protein of 443 amino acids. Gene Ontology annotation, molecular function: cysteine-type deubiquitinase activity. The transcript is spliced from 8 exons. Gene Ontology annotation, cellular component: cytoplasm; nucleus.